AUGCGUUCAUUCCAGAGCACUGCGGGUUCUGUCUCGCGUAUCCUGCGAGCUUCACAAUGGCGAGCUAGCGAACGUCUGACUAUUCUAUCUAGCUCCAGUCGGCCGUUAUCGGCGCAUUCAAGAUCGCUGCACGCCGCACCCCCACGCAAGUCCUCAGCAACGGCGACAGCAAAGGACUCAUCGAAUCCGGCCAUGUCAUUUCCCUGCCUCGAUGCCCAGGACGCCAAAUCAGCGCUUCUCUCCGCACGGUCUUUGGAAUCAGGACCUGAGCCAUCGUAUACGACUGGAUCGCAUGAACGUUUCCACUGUGAGGAGCCGCUGCUCCUUGAUUGGGGCGGCGUGCUGCCGGAGUUUGAUAUUGCAUAUGAGUCGUGGGGCCAGUUGAAUGGGGACAAGAGUAAUGCAAUUCUUUUACAUACGGGGUUGUCGGCGUCGAGUCAUGCACAUAGCACUGCGUCGAACCCGAAGCCUGGCUGGUGGGAGAAGUUUAUCGGCCCUGGCCUGCCACUGGAUACGAAUAAGUAUUUUGUUAUAUGUACGAAUGUUCUCGGUGGCUGCUAUGGCAGCACCGGUCCGUCCUCGAUGGACCCAUCCGACGGCAAGCGGUAUGCAACCCGCUUCCCUAUCCUCACGCUGGACGAUAUGGUGCGUGCGCAGUUUCGUCUCCUGGACGCUUUGGGUAUCCAGAAGCUCGCAGCCUCUGUCGGCUCGAGCAUGGGCGGCAUGCAGAGUCUGGCUGCCGGCGUUCUGUUUCCUGAGCGCGUGGGCAAGAUCGUCAGCAUCAGCGGCUGCGCCCGCAGCCAUCCGUACAGCAUUGCCAUGCGGCACACGCAACGGCAGGUGCUCAUGAUGGAUCCUAAGUGGGCCCGCGGCUUCUACUAUGAUGCCAUUCCGCCGCACUCGGGCAUGAAGCUGGCUCGUGAGAUCGCUACUGUCACGUACCGCAGCGGGCCCGAGUGGGAGCAGCGGUUUGGCCGCCGCCGCGCUGAUCCAAGCAAGCAACCUGCCCUGUGCCCCGACUUCCUGAUCGAGACUUAUCUCGAUCAUGCCGGGGAGAAGUUCUGCCUUGAGUACGAUCCUAACAGCCUCUUGUAUGUCUCAAAGGCCAUGGACCUGUUCGACCUCGGCCACGCUCAUCAGACGGAAACCCAUCGCCGUCGCGCCGAGGCUGAGUCCCGCAUCGCCCGCGGUGAUACUUCCUCCAACAUCGACACCUCCUGCAGCUUGACUCUCCCAGACAAGCCAUACGAGGAGCAACCCGAAGCCGCUGCGUCUGUGCCACCCUCGAACGAGUCCGUCUCUUCUUGCGAGCUCGAUGGACCGCCACGCGACCUGGUAGCCGGCCUUGCACCAUUGAAGAACCACCCUGUUCUCGUCAUGGGCGUUGCUAGCGACAUCCUCUUCCCGGCAUGGCAGCAGCGCGAGAUUGCCGAGACGUUGCGCGCUGGUGGGAACCAGACCGUGGAACACAUUGAGCUCGGCGAGGACCUCUCGCUUUUCGGCCACGACACCUUCCUUCUGGACCUGAAGAACAUUGGCGGUGCGCUGGGCCGCUUCCUGAAGUAG
Molecule: messenger RNA, 1566 nt
Organism: Penicillium macrosclerotiorum
Lineage: Eukaryota; Fungi; Ascomycota; Eurotiomycetes; Eurotiales; Aspergillaceae
Product: homoserine O-acetyltransferase family protein
Exons: 1
Coding region: 1-1566 (521 amino acids)
Biological process (GO): L-homoserine metabolic process
Molecular function (GO): homoserine O-acetyltransferase activity; L-serine O-acetyltransferase activity
Source: RefSeq, a predicted model, not a curated record